CUCACAACAAGCCGUCAGUUGAUCCAGCUCCAAGCUCCAAGCUGAUAUCGCUCCAGCUCCAAUCUGAAAUCUCGUGCUCGUGGCAUUUGAAUUUAUUGGUCGACGCGUUCGCCUUUUAAACGUAUAACGUGUAUCUGUGUAACGUGUUUUGUUUUUUGAAAUUUUUCACGAUUUUUAAUUAAUUAACAACAACAACUACAAAAAAAGAAUCACUGCAAAAGCGUCAAAAUGAUUGAUUUGUCACCUGUGCAAGAGUUCUACAAGGACAAGACCGUCUUUAUCACUGGCGCCUCGGGCUUUAUGGGCAAAGUGUUGCUGGAGAAACUGCUCUAUUCAUGCCACUCGCUCAAGGAGGUGAUCAUCAUCUGUCGCCCCAAGCGUGGCAAGUCGCCGGAAACGCGUCUCGAUGAAAUGUUCAAGUUGCCCAUCUUUCAACGCAUCAAGGACGAGAGACCUCAUAUGCUGAAGAAGGUGACCAUCUACCAGGGUGAUGUGACCUAUGAUUUGCUGGGUCUAAGCGGCGACAGUCUCAAGCAUGUUGUGGAGCAUACCAACAUUGUGUUCCAUAUGGCGGCCACGUUGAAGCUGGAGGGGAAUCUUCGUGAUGCCAUUGACAUGAAUCUUCAGGGCACACAGCGUGCUCUCAAUGUGGCCAAGCAGAUGAAGCAACUGGAUGCAUUUGUGCAUCUAUCGACAGCGUUUUGCAACUGCGAUCAGGAGGUGAUGUACGAGAAGGUCUAUGAGUUUCCACAUAAGCCCGAGGAUCUGAUGCGAUUGGCCGAAUGGAUGGAUGUCAAAACUCUGGAUGCCAUUACGCCCGAUCUGUUGAAACCGCAUCCCAAUACUUAUACGUACUCCAAGCGUCUUGCCGAGCUCCUCGUUCGCGAUCAUUACGAAACGAUGCCGGUGAUCAUUGCCCGUCCCAGCAUUGUUUCACCAUCGGCCUAUGAGCCUGUGCCCGGCUGGGUAGACAAUCUCAAUGGACCAACUGGUCUGAUGGUUGGCGCCGGCAAAGGUGUCAUUAGAUCCAUGCUCAUCGAUACACGCCACAUGUCCGAGGUCAUACCGGUGGACUAUGCCAUCAAUGGUCUCUGCGUCAUUCCAUAUCAAUUCACAAUGCAGCAGCGGCCGGUGGAUGUGCCCGUGUAUAACAUCACGUGUGCCGAUCAUCGCAAGAUGCAGUGGGGCGAGGUAAUUGAGAUGAGCAAAAAGAUUGGCUAUCGGUAUCCCAUGGAGGCUGGUCUCUGGUAUCCGGAUGGAUGCAUAACAACCAAUAAAUUCCAUCAUAACAUCAAUGUGCUGCUCUUCCAUUGGCUGCCCGCCUAUGUCAUCGAUUUCAUGCUCUUUAUUCUUGGUCAGAAGCGUUUCAUGAUCCGUGUGCAGAACCGCAUCUCUGUCGGCUUGGAGGUACUGCAAUUCUUCACGAUGCGCGCCUGGUAUUUCAAAUCGGACGCCUAUGCCUCGCUAUGGGACAUGAUGAACGAUGCGGAUAGGAAAAACUUCAACAUGGACAUGGAUCCCGAGGAGACCAUUCCCAUGUAUAUCGAGUCCUGUGUUCAAGGCGGUCGACAAUAUCUAAUGAAGGAGUCGCCGGAGUCAUUGCCACGUGCCCGGCGUCAACUUAUGCUGAUGUAUAUCUUGGAUCGUACGUGCAAGACGAUCAUCAUUAGUUUCCUUGGGUACUGGACAUACGGCCUGGUGUCACGCCUUAUGGGCGUGUUAAUCAAUUAACAACUAUUAGCCAUGGCUAAAAAAAAAUUGCCAAUGGCCAAUAUACUUGUAUUUGCGCGCUUUAUGAUUAUUGCUUAGGUUCGCUUUGUUGGGUACAAAACGUUUUUGAAUUAUAGUCUUAAGUCUUCUUCUUAUCUAUGAAUAUCUAAUAAAACGGUUCGAAUAACUUUAAUGAGUACGUGUUCGAGUGUUGAGUAUUGUACAAGUGCC
This is a messenger RNA of Drosophila innubila, 1941 nucleotides long. Its product is annotated as putative fatty acyl-CoA reductase CG5065. NCBI's taxonomy places the organism in Eukaryota, Metazoa, Arthropoda, Insecta, Diptera, Drosophilidae. The transcript has 7 exons. The record is from RefSeq and is a predicted model, not a curated record. The coding region runs from base 229 to 1731 and encodes 500 amino acids. Gene Ontology annotation, molecular function: alcohol-forming very long-chain fatty acyl-CoA reductase (NADP+) activity. Gene Ontology annotation, biological process: long-chain fatty-acyl-CoA metabolic process. Gene Ontology annotation, cellular component: peroxisome.